AUGUCGAUGCUCUCCCCAGAUUCCUGGAGAGGCACCUUGCUCAGCCUGCUCCUCUCCUACCUCCUCCCACAUGUCGCUCUCGCCCAAUUCCCGAGCCCGCAUGGCGCCAACCUCACUCGCAUCGUCUCGCCCUUGAACUCCAAUAUCACAGUCACGUUCAAGGAGCCCAAAGGCGCAUGUAAGACCGCCUUCGACAGCCAGAAGCAGUACACAGGCUGGGUCAACGUCCCGGGCAGAUAUGACACCAAUUUGUUCUUCUGGUUCGUCGCCGCCCGACAGCCUACGUCACUCCUCACCAUCUGGCUCAAUGGCGGCCCCGGGUCGAGUUCAAUGGUUGGCCUGUUCACCGAGACUGGGCCUUGCGAGGUGGUAGAGCUGGGCAAGGACCGGCUGGGGACUGCGGCGAGGGAAUGGGGCUGGGACCGCGCUUCCAACAUGCUCUUCAUCGAUCAGCCCAACCAAGUCGGCUUUUCGUACGACGUGUCCACAAACGGGACCCUCAACCUGCUCAGCCAGGAGAUUUCCAUCCCGCCCAAGUCGACCGCAGACUACUCGCCCCUGGUACUCAACGGCACGUUUAGCUCACAAAAUGUGAGCUCGACAGCAAACACCACAGAGCUUGCUGCAAAGGCCAUAUACCACAUGAUGCAGGGCUUCCUGACGACAUUUCCGCAGUACAACCCCCCUAAUAGCUCAACUCUCGGGGUGAAUCUCUUUGCCGAGAGCUAUGGUGGAAAGUAUGGGCCGAUCUUUGCGGAUGUCUGGGAGUCUGAGAAUCUGAAGAGAUCCAACGGUUCGGCCUUCGCAAGAUCGACCGUAGAUAUUCACCUGACCUCGCUUGGCAUCGUCAAUGGGUGCGUUGACGACCUCAUCCAGGGACCGUCCUAUGCGUCCAUGAUGAUCAACAACACAUACGGGGCCCGCCUCGUCCAGCCGCUCCAGGCGAAACUCGCCAACGCGAGCUUCUAUCAGCCCGACGGCUGUUCAGACCUCAUACACCAAUGCCGCGAUACCGCAGCCGUCCACGACCCCAACAACCAGGGCGACGUGGAGAGCGUCAACAGCAUCUGCGCGCGCGCGCAAAAGACGUGCACCGCCCAGCUGCUCGACCCCUACGGCAACUCGGGCAAGAGCUACUACGACAUCGCCGCCAACGUGCCCGACUCGUUCCCGCGCGGCUUCUACGCAGAGUACCUCAACACGGCCGGCGUGCAGCUCGCCAUCGGCGCCCCGAUCAACUACACCGACACGAGCGACGAGGUCAACACGGCCUUCGCCCAGACGGGCGACUACGAGCGCUACCCGACGCUCGUGCCCAAGAUUGCGCGCCUGCUGCGCUCGGGCGUCCGCGUCGGCCUCAUGUACGGCGACCGCGACUUCAUCUGCAACUGGAUCGGCGGCGAGGCCGUCUCCUUUGCCAUCGCCGACGCCGCCGGCGCGCCCUACAGCUCGGCCUUCAACGCCGCCGGGUACGCCCCCAUCAUCGUCAACGACAGCUACAUCGGCGGCGCCGUCCGCCAGUUCGGCAACCUCUCCUUCAGCCGCGUCUACCAGGCCGGCCACCUCGUGCCCGCCUACCAGCCCGAGACGGCCUUCCAGAUCUUUGCCCGCAUCGUCAUGGGCACCAGCGUCUCGACCGGCGACCGCAUCAGCCUCGACGCGUACAACACGACCGGCUCCGCCAACGCCACGAGCAGCUUCAAGCUGCCCGACAGCCCGUCCCCGACGUGCUACGUCCGCCAGCUGGCUACCGCCUGCGCCGCCAACCAGGUCAGCAGCCUGCGCGCCGGCCAGGGCACCAUCAUCAACGGCGUGUGGUACGCGGCGUCGAGCGACUGGCCGGGCGCGACCUCGACCAGCACGGCCGGCUCGCCUUCAACGACAGCAUCGACCCCAACACUGACCGGACUAUUCACGGCGACGUCCACGCCCAAAAAUGGCGCGGGGACCUCGAGGCUGGAGAUGAAAAGUCUUAUCCUCGCCUGCGUAAUCGCAUUGGGACUGGAAUUCGCACGCUACUUUUAG
Molecule: messenger RNA, 2025 nt
Organism: Thyridium curvatum
Lineage: Eukaryota; Fungi; Ascomycota; Sordariomycetes; Thyridiales; Thyridiaceae
Exons: 2
Coding region: 1-2025 (674 amino acids)
Biological process (GO): proteolysis
Cellular component (GO): fungal-type vacuole
Molecular function (GO): serine-type carboxypeptidase activity
Source: RefSeq, a predicted model, not a curated record